GCUAAGCGAGUUGAUCAGCCAAGAUGCCAACCCCAAACGCCUCCAGUUCUUCAGCCAAAGGCUUCCGGCGGGCAGUAUCAGAGCUGGACUCUAAACAAGCCGAGGCCAUCAUGUCUCCACAAUUCAUAGGUAGACGCCAGAGUCUUAUUGAAGAUGCCAGAAAGGAGAGAGAAGCUGCUGCAGCUGCUGCAUCUGAAGCUGCUGAACUGACUGAGACCAUUGUCUUUGAUGAGAAGGAUGGGAUAGCCGUGUUGAAUCUUCUGUUCACACUUAAAGGAGGGAAGACUUCACUGCCAUCUCGUGCACUUAAAAUCUUUGAGAUAAAAUUCAACAUUCCCAACAUCACCAACUCCAUCAUGUCACUUUUUCAUUGGUUUCCAAGAAAAAUUUCGGAGUUAGAUCUAUGUCACCAUUUAGUUACCAAAUUUGACCCUGAUUUGGAUCUGGAUCACCCAGGAUUCUCUGAUGAAGUAUAUCGUGAGCGAAGGAGAAUGAUUGCAGAAAUUGCUUUUCACUAUAAGCAUGGAGACCCAAUUCCUCGAGUUGAAUACACGGAAGAGGAGAUUACUACUUGGAGGGAAGUGUAUAGUACUCUGAAGAGUCUUUAUCCCACUCAUGCUUGCAAAGAACACCUGGAUGCCUUUCAUUUACUGGAGAGGUACAGUGGUUAUAGUGAAAACAACAUCCCUCAGCUGGAGGAUGUCUCUUGCUUCCUGAAAGAGAGAACUGGGUUCCAACUCCGACCAGUAGCUGGCCUUCUCUCAGCUCGGGAUUUCUUAGCCAGUUUAGCCUUCAGGGUGUUUCAAUGCACACAGUACAUCCGGCAUGCUUCUUCUCCCAUGCACUCUCCAGAGCCGGACUGCUGCCAUGAACUUCUGGGACACGUACCGAUGUUGGCUGAUAAGACAUUUGCACAGUUCUCUCAGGACAUUGGACUUGCAUCUUUGGGUGCAACUGACGAGGAGAUUGAAAAACUUUCAACACUUUAUUGGUUCACAGUGGAGUUUGGGCUCUGCAAGCAAAACGGGAUCAUUAAAGCCUAUGGAGCUGGCCUCCUAUCUUCCUAUGGAGAGCUCAUACACUCUUUGUCCGAUGAACCGGAACUAAGGGACUUUGACCCUGAUGUUACGGCCAUGCAACCCUAUCAAGAUCAGACCUAUCAGCCUGUUUAUUUUGUAUCAGAGAGUUUCAAUGAUGCCAAAGCUAAACUCAGGGUCUACGCAGCACAUAUCAAGCGACCUUUUUCUGUGAAAUAUGAUCCUUACACCUACAGUAUUGAGCUCUUGGACCACCCACAGAAGAUCUGCCACUCCCUGGCAAAUGUGCGCGAUGAGCUCCACUCAUUAAUUGAUGCGCUCAAUAUUAUCAGCUAACACAAGAUUUGGACGAGCCUUCCCCCCUGCCCCCCCAAGCCAAUGUCUUUUUUCUGUACCUGCAAACUUGGUUUCCUGCCAUGGCUACUAUUUACUGCACUGUUUGGGCCAACAACGUCUCUAUGAUUUCUUUUAGGGUUUUGUGUUGCUAUCUCAUGCUACAACACCUACGGUGUGAAUUGUGCCCCACGUGCUAUGGUAUGCAGAGCAGACAUUUUAGUGACAAGCUUGGUUGAAGAAAGGAAAGUAAAUGAAGGCUUAGGAGCUUAAUCCUGAAUCCCUUGGGUAUUUUUUAUUAUUAUUAAUAGCGAGGGAUCUGGAUUGGACAGAUGCUAUAAGAAAUAAUUGCACAGCACACUGUAAAUCCCUUUUUAAAGAAAAAGAAAAGCAAUGUGUUCCCAAAACAUUAAUUGUUCCCCAAAAUUAUAUUUUUUAAAACUAUUUAAAAUGUGAGAGAUAAGCACAGAAGAGACCAAAUAGUUUCUUACCCUGCCAGGUUCAAGGCAGUUUAACUCCACUUUAUGAAACUCAGUUCUGCUCAGUUCCCCCCUUGGAAAUGAAAAGAACAAAACACCCAAAUCAAAAGAGACAGAGAGAAGUUUUCAUUUUUGUAGCUCUGAGGAAGGCUUCCAUUAAAGAACUUGGACAAUGUACUAGUUUAUUAUAUUCUUGUUUUUCCUAACCCCCCCUCCCCACUUCAUGAUUUUGCAACAUCUUCUAUGACUUUGUUUUUCCCAGAAAGACCAAACAUUCCAUUAGUAAUUCUCUGUUAUGACCAGAAUUCUCUCAGCCCUUUUGCUUAAAUGGUUUCAGACAGGUACAAGCCUCAGGGGUCUGUCCCACACUAAGAUUGUACUGGUAACAGGAGCUCUGAAGAAUUCCAAGGGAUGACUCAGAACAAGGCCCAAUGAACUUUCCUCAUCUGACUGGAACAUCUUUCUCAUCAUCUCUAAUCUUUCCAUCUGGGAAAAAUUCUUCCAGGAUGAGCAAAGUUUUGACUAAUGCACAUUGGCUACAGUUGUCGGUAGGCUUGUUUUGUGGCCCCCAUGAAGCUCUGUGGAACCUCAGCUUCUCAAAUCCAAAUGAGGUCCAGCACCUCUCAACAAACUGAGCUGACCCCCAUCGGAAUCACAUCUGCAACGCUGCUAAUGCGACCAUGUCACAGCAGCACUUUUAACUCUGCAGCCAAUCCUACGGUGUCCCUAAAUAGGGACUACUUGGCAAAUAGGGAGCGUGGAUUAGAGUCAAGUUCAGGUUCAGGUCUGUUCCCAUUAGUGCCACUUACGGUAAGGAGGAGGCCCCUUGGGAAGCCUAUAUGAAAUAAGUGAUUUCUUCUAAAGGCAGAAUAAUCCACAGAGUUGAGAAUGAAGUCUUCUGAACCCUUAGACCUUUGGCAGCAGCUGUCUGUCCACAAGCCUAGAGUGCUGUGUUGGGUAGAAUGAAUAGCAGGAAAUGGCUAAUGGAUAAUAAUUCUCCAUGUUAAAAGUGCUGAUCUUGCUCGUCUGAUUUCUUUUCCUCCUCUGAGGAUGAAGGUAAGUGAUGAAAUGUGUGGCAUGGUAUCUUGGCACAAGGUCUUUGACUUAUGUACUUGCAGCAGGGCUUUGGAUCAAGAUGUCAUGUUGCACGUUUUGUCAUUUGUGUGUGUGUGUGUGUGUGUGUGUAUGUGUGUGUGUGUGUGUGUGUGUGUGUGUGUGUGUGUGUGUGUGAAUAUGGCUUGCAUUAGACACUUCUGCCUAAAAACUAGCACUUGAUUGCUAGAAUGGUUUAAAAGGUCCUGGUUCUGACCUCAGCAGGCCUACCUAAAGUGAGAGAAGAACCAAAGAGCACCACAGUGGUGUUAGGACUAACCUAUUCAGCCUGUACUCUCCCUGUUCUGCUUAAUGCUUAGGCUGUUGAGUUCAGGCCUAGCCUAAUUUUAGAGUGUGUCUGCUUCUUUCCCUUGCUCCUUCACCUGAACAACAAAAAGUUUGAGUUUGAGUUUCAUUUUAUUUAUAUGCCGCCCUAUUCCCGGCGGGACUCAGGGCGGUGCACAAACCCAAGGAGGGGAAGGGAAAAACACGAAAACUACAAAAGUACAGGGCAUUUAAAAACAACCAAAAGAAUCUGAACAAUUCAAACAUUUGACCACACUUUAUUGAAACCGUAACUUGAUUGUCAAUACUGUGGCAUGGCCAGGCAGUUUCCAGUCUCAGGCCUGAAUGGACACCUCAGCAUUUCAGUAUGAUAUUGUCCCAGUACUUUAUAAGCUUUCUGUCACCCUACACCAGUGAUAGUGAACCUUUUGGGCACCGAAUGCCUAAAGUGCAUGCGUGCGUGCAUCCAAACUGCAUAUGUGCCUUGUACCUGCAUGCACAACCCACACCCUGUGCAUGUGCCCAUGCCUCGUGCAUGCGUGGCAGAGACCCGAAACAGAACUGGGGCAACGUCGCACAUGUCCACAGAGAGGGCUUUGCGUGCCACAUCUGGCAUGAGUGCCAUAGGUUUGCAACCACUGUCCUAUACAGACUUUAAUAGUGCUGAAAGGCACUGAUCACAUUCUGCUAAGAAAUGCCCAUGUAUGUCUUAGCACUUUUAAGACACAAAACUUUUCAUUCUAAGACACUUCCUGUUCUAAAGUUCUGUCUAUUAGAGUGGAUGAAAAAAAAAGAAGCUGGGUCACUUGAGAAACUAAACAGACAUUAUAUUUUGUUGAAAAAGAAAGAAAGUUUAACCACGUAGCUUGUAGGAUUUUUGUUUUCAUUUUGCAGGCAAGAAAAUUUAUAAAAAAAUAUCCAUUCAACACGAACAGGGAAUCAUUUAUAGUAACUUUGUUAGGAAUGCAUACACUUAGCUUAAAGAAAUUCUCAGUGGCUAACUAAGUCAGUUGAAGCCUUCUUUAACUGCAAUGGACUUGGAUGUAUUGUGGUACUCACAAGAUAGUUCAGGUCUCAUAAACAUUCUAUGGCAUUUACAGCACAAUAAUGGUUGAAUGCAUGCUAUGAUUUCACCAAAUCUCAGAAUGUUUUUUGUUUUGUUUUGCUUAUGAUAAUAAAUAACUAUAUGAAUGUGACAA
Molecule: messenger RNA, 4425 nt
Organism: Thamnophis sirtalis
Lineage: Eukaryota; Metazoa; Chordata; Lepidosauria; Squamata; Natricidae
Source: RefSeq, a predicted model, not a curated record